GUGUGUAGGAGGAUGUUUGCAGUUUUUAUCAGAAAGCACAAGAGGACACGACAUACUUCUUUCAGGAUUCAUUAACAACAGUAAUACAUCUAGGCCUCCUUUAUGCAAGGAGAUCGGAUGUAAAGGAUGAACCACUGCAGCAUGAGGUCUCUUGCUGGUUUUUGGAUCCUUCUGCUGGGCUGGCCAGCCCUGUUCCAUGCAGCACCUGUUUCUUCACCAGUUUCACCAGAGGACGAAGUCCUGGCUGAGAGAUUUAUCAGUCGGUACAGUGAUGACUGGCUGACAAACCCCUCACCCCGAAGAAUCUCGAAGAGAAGCUUCACUGAAAAUCUGAAGUCCAUGCAGUCUUUCUAUGGCCUUGAGGUGACUGGUGCGUUGAACAAUGAAACACUUGAGCUGAUGAAGAGACCGAGGUGUGGUGUGCCAGAUGUCAGCCGAUACAUACACUAUGAAGGAAGACCCAAAUGGCUGAAAAAACAGAUUACAUACAGGAUCACUAGGUACACUCCAGAUCUGACCCGGUUAACAGCAGAUGCAACCAUUGCUCAGGCCUUCCAGCUCUACAGUGAUGUCGUCCCUCUGGACUUCAAGCAAAUCCGUUCUGGUACUGCAGACAUCGAGAUUUACUUCGCAGCUGGAGAACACGGGGACUUUAACUCCUUUGAUGGGAAAAACGGAGAAUUGGCUCAUGCAAUCCAUCCACAAAAAGGCAAAGGAGGGUUUGUACACUUUGAUGAAGAUGAAACCUGGACUGUUACUAACGAAGAUUUUAAUCUGCUGCUGGUGGCCGCCCAUGAGAUUGGCCAUUCCCUGGGCCUGGAGCACUCCAAGGACAGCAGUGCACUUUUGUUCCCCAGUUAUCAAUAUGUCGACACAAAUGGAUACAAGCUGCCAGAUGAUGAUAGACGUGGGAUUCAAGCCCUCUAUGGCCCCCGUGAAGUGCCUACACCAAAACCAGAGAGGCCAACAGAGGACCCUUUUCCCAGCCCUGAAGAUGAGCAGUGCAAUCGCACUCUUGUGUUUGACGCAGCUACCUCCUUUAGAGAAGACCUGUUCUUCUUCAAAAAUGGGUACUAUUGGAGAAAGAGUUCAGAAGGCAUCGAUUUGACCAAGGUGAACUCAAAAUGGUCAGAAAUCUACAUUGUUGACGCUGCAUAUGAGGUCCCUCACAAGAAUGCGGUGUAUCUUUUUGAAGGUGCUCAAUACUGGGGAAUAAAAGCUGAUUCAGAGACAGUAAUGUCAGGAUAUCCACAGCCUCUUACCAACCUCGGCCUCCCACCUUCAGUCACUCAAGUGGAUGCAGCUGUUUAUGAGUCAACAACUAAAAAAACAUUCAUAUUUUCUGGUAGCCAGUAUUGGAGAUAUGAUGACGGAAGUAACCAAAUGGACCCUGGAUACCCACGAGACAUUAAAAAGGACUUUCCUGGCAUAGGCUCCAGGGUGGAUGCAGCCUUUGAGAAUUAUGGAAAUCUGUUUCUCUCAAACGGCCCCAGACAGAGCGAGUACAACCUGGCCUGCAGGAAAGUGAUGCGAGUGCUGCUCAACUACGGCUGGCUCGGCUGUUAUUAGAGAUGCAGAAACAUAUCAACACGUCUAAUUGUCAAUGAUUUAACUACAUUUAGCAUGAAAACUAUCACAAAAAAGUUUUUUUUUAAUCAUUAUUUUUGUAAUAAUCCUUAGAGACACUGUGCUUCUGCUGAGUUGUUUGCAAACAUCAGGGAGUAAUAAUAAUCAAUCUGAAACUUAUAUUACCAUUAACUACAAAUGGCAUUGCUAUAAUUAAUGAAUAUCAGAGAUGCUUACUUAAUAAUGAUGUUAAAAAGCACUUUAGGAUUUAAAGUUAUCACAUAUAAAAGUAGACACAAGUAAACAUUGCAUAGAGGUUAUUCUUAUGUUGUAAUGAUCAUGUCUGAGCCGCUGGUGUUUGACACAUUCAUCUGUUGAAUUCUUGAAACUUCGUAUCAUAGAGCUUGUUUGACUAAAUUUUAACCACAUAAUGAAAAGAAUCAAUAAAUCUAAAAAUACCUGAA
This is a messenger RNA of Cheilinus undulatus (humphead wrasse), 2030 nucleotides long. RefSeq names its product collagenase 3-like. Gene Ontology annotation, biological process: proteolysis; collagen catabolic process; extracellular matrix organization. The coding region runs from base 127 to 1569 and encodes 480 amino acids. The transcript is spliced from 11 exons. Gene Ontology annotation, molecular function: metalloendopeptidase activity; zinc ion binding. Gene Ontology annotation, cellular component: extracellular matrix. Lineage: Eukaryota; Metazoa; Chordata; Actinopteri; Labriformes; Labridae. The record is from RefSeq and is a predicted model, not a curated record.